AUCUAACAUUGAUAAAUUAAUUCAGGAAAAAUAGGUUCAAUAAAAUUUCUUCCACAAGUCAAUGGUAAACCUGUCUAACUUUGACAUCUCUAUCAGAAUUUCUUCUGGAAAUGUUCUUCGGAAAAACCCUUUAUGGCUGCUGACUUCGUUCGGGCAAUGAAACGCAUGCACUUAUAUUUGCAAGGGACUUGAUUAUCGGCUGUAAAUAAAUCAUUUAAAACAGAAUGAAAUGUCAUCUGAAUUAUGGUUGUAGUGUUGCCUCCCUCUUGGUGUCACUGUAAUAUCAGCGACGGUAUAACGGAUGCCGUCCCACCCUCGGUUGAUCCUUUGUUUGCAAUAUCUCCCCAUUUUGAAUCGGCAUGUGACCCAGGCGGGCCUGAGUGUGCUUUCUUUGGAAUUAUUUAGCUUGAAAGAAACAUCAGAUCCUUCAAUUUCCACGUUGUUUUUCGUGAUGGGGAACGAAAGAGGAUGCGGCCACUGGUUGUUUUUUGUUUAUUCGCUGCAUUUAUAUUUGGGAGAACGCGUUUGGGCUGAACUUCGUUACUCCGUUCCAGAGGAGGUGAAGGAGGGAACUGUGGUUGGAAAUGUCGCAAGAGAUCUUGGUCUGGAUAAAUCAUCUUUGGUUGAUCGACAGUUUCGCGUGGUAACUGGAUCGAAAGAGGUUUUUUUCCACGUUAGGCCGGAAAAUGGUGCAUUGGAGGUCCGUAGGAAAAUCGACAGAGAGGCGCUUUGUGUGGGCAGCGGAGCGUGCGUCAUGGAGCUGAAAAUUCUCGUUGAAAACCCGCUUGAAAUGCAUCACGUCGUCCUAGAAAUUACAGACGUGAACGACCACUCCCCGAGCUUUUCUGACAAAGAGCAGGUAUUUGAAAUAGCUGAACAUUCGCCUCCUGGAACGCGUUUUCAGCUGCAAGUGGCACGUGAUCCCGAUGCUGGAAUUAACGCGGUGCGCGCAUACACGCUAAAUUCGAAUGAACAUUUUGAGCUGGAUAUAAGUCAAAAUGACGAGGAGAAAAAUCCAUUUUUAGUGCUGAAAAGGCCUUUAGACAGAGAACAGAAUAGUAAGCACGCUCUAUUUGUUACUGCAGUUGAUGGAGGGAAACCACAAAAAACAGGAACACUUAAUGUGACAAUAGUUGUACUCGAUAGCAAUGAUAACCGUCCAACGUUUAAUAAAGAUACAUACACUGUGGAAAUAAAAGAAAACACUCCCGUUGGUGUAAGCAUUAUAAGAAUAAAUGCCACAGAUCCAGAUGAAGGGUCAAAUGGUGAAAUAGAAUAUAGCCUAGGCAAAACAUUAAGUAAGGCCCAUGACAUUUUUGACCUAGACAAAUUAAGUGGACUCAUCAAAAUAAAAGGUGCCGUUGAUUUUGAGGAAUCUGACAUUUAUAAACUUGACAUUCAGGCAUCUGACAAAGGCCAGCCUCCUUUAACUGGGAGGUGUCGAGUUAUAGUAAAAAUAAAAGAUGUCAACGAUAAUGCUCCCGAAAUAGAAGUCACAUCCCUGUCAAGUGAAGUAUCUGAAGCGUCCAAGCCAGGUACAGUUAUUUCCCUCAUUAGUGUGACAGAUAAGGACUCAGGUAUGAAUGGUAAAAUAAUUUCACAGAUAACCAAUAACGUCCCAUUUGAGUUAAAACCUUCUUACAAAGAAAACAUUUACUCAAUCGUCACGAAGGAAUAUUUAGAUAGAGAGGAAGUGUCAUACUACAAAAUAUUAAUAACAUCUACAGACUGUGGUGAACCUCCGUUGUCUACUUUACAAACUUUAAAUAUUCAAAUAUCAGAUGUGAAUGAUAAUAAACCACAAUUCCACCAAAAUCCUUUCAACUUUUACCUCUCAGAGAAUAACAUUGCUGGACAGUCAAUAUUUUCUGUUAGCGCGUCAGAUAAUGAUGUGAAUGACAAUGCAGCUAUUUCAUACAAUAUUAUUAGAGCAGGGACUGAAAAUGAUGUGACAUCUUUUCUAAAUAUAAAUUCUGAGAAUGGACAAAUUUCUGCACUAAAAAGUUUUGACUUUGAGGCACUGAAAAGUUUCCAUUUUCAAGUGGUGGCCACAGAUGGAGGAAGUCCCCCACUAAACUGCAACGUGACAGUGAACGUGUUCAUUCUAGAUCAGAAUGACAACGCUCCAGUCAUCUUGUAUCCGGUCAGCUCCAAUGGUUCUGCUGAAGGAGUGGAGGAGAUUCCUCGCAAUAUGAAAGCAGGAGAUUUGGUGACUAAACUUAGAGCCUAUGACCCUGAUAUUGGAUAUAAUGGCUGGUUACUCUUUUCCUUUGGGCAAGUCACUGACCACAGUCUUUUUUCUUUGGACCGCUACACGGGCCAGAUCAGAACACUUCGCUCGUUGACAGAAACGGACGAGGCUGAGCAUCGACUGCUCAUACUGGUCAAAGACAAUGGUAACGUCUCGCUCUCAGCAACAGCUACUGUGACAGUCAAACUCGUGGAGCCCAAAGAGGCUUUUGCAGCUUCGGAUGUCAAAAGUGCAGUAAAAGUGGACCAGGAGGAGGACAAUGUCACUUUUUAUCUCAUCAUCACUUUGGGCUCAGUUUCACUCCUUUUUGUCAUCAGCAUUAUUGUGCUGAUAGCCAUGCAGUGCUCCAAAUCCACAGAGUACACUUCCAAAUAUCUCCAAGAUGCUAAUUAUGAUGGCACAUUGUGUCACAGCAUCCAGUACAGAUCAGGAGACAAACGCUACAUGUUAGUUGGACCCAGAAUGAGUAUUGGUUCUACCGUAGUCCCGGGAAGCCACGCCAACACUCUGGUGCUCCCCGACAGGAGACAUACUUCUGGGGAGGUAAGAAGCUGAGAAACAUCAUCUUCAU
Molecule: messenger RNA, 2822 nt
Organism: Corythoichthys intestinalis (scribbled pipefish)
Lineage: Eukaryota; Metazoa; Chordata; Actinopteri; Syngnathiformes; Syngnathidae
Product: protocadherin beta-15-like
Exons: 1
Coding region: 302-2806 (834 amino acids)
Biological process (GO): homophilic cell-cell adhesion
Cellular component (GO): plasma membrane
Molecular function (GO): calcium ion binding
Source: RefSeq, a predicted model, not a curated record